Molecule: messenger RNA, 699 nt
Organism: Fusarium venenatum
Lineage: Eukaryota; Fungi; Ascomycota; Sordariomycetes; Hypocreales; Nectriaceae
Source: RefSeq, a predicted model, not a curated record
AUGGCGGCUCAAGAGAAGAACCAAGUCGAGCUGGAGAAGGCCUCCAAGCUGGCAAAUGUUCCCCACUGCGAACAAUACGAGAGGAUGAUCUCGGGCAUGCUUUACGACUCACUUAUUCCGAAACUCACAAAUUCUCGUCUCGCUGCUCGAAAAGCCAUGAAUGAAUACAACACUUGGUUCCCCACAGGCGAGGACUUCAACAUUGAAACUAUCACUAAAAGAAGAGCCGAGAUGCUCAAGUCUUUCCUCGGGCAUGUAGCAGACGAUGAAGUCUUUAUCGAACCUCCCUUCAGAGUCGACUACGGACCCAACAUGUCUGUCGGCAAGAGAUUCUACGCCAACUUCAAUCUGACAGUCUUGGACUCUGCAAUUGUUUCAAUCGGCGAUAGAGUUAUGAUUGGACCUAAUGUUAUGAUUUCAACAGCAACUCAUGAGACCGAGGUUGCUAGUCGAAGAGCCAAUAUCGAAUAUGCUUACCCCAUUACUAUUGGUGACGAUUGCUGGAUUGGAGGCGGUGUUACUAUCUUGCCAGGUGUUACGAUUGGAAAUGGAUGUACUAUUGGAGCAGGAUCCAUUGUGACUAGGGAUAUUCCUGCGUGGAGUGUUGCUUUGGGAUCGCCAGCGAGGGUCGUUAGAAAAGUUCAAGAGUUGGGCGAAUUCGUGGAAGAUGUUAAGCAAAAUGGGACUACCAGUGGAUAG